Papaver somniferum (opium poppy) is the source of this 1308-nucleotide messenger RNA. RefSeq lists its product as uncharacterized. The coding region runs from base 1 to 1308 and encodes 435 amino acids. The transcript has 4 exons. The record is from RefSeq and is a predicted model, not a curated record. Lineage: Eukaryota; Viridiplantae; Streptophyta; Magnoliopsida; Ranunculales; Papaveraceae.
AUGAAACUAGUUGUUCCUUCUAUCAUAUCUGAAUUUCAAGGGGCUUUUGUGCAUGGCAGGCAAAUUCAAGAUGGAAUUUUAAUAGCCUUUGAUCUUAUUGAUUCAAAGUUGAGAAUGCAAGAAACUGGUUUGAUUUGUAAGGUUGAUUUUGAGAAGGCUUUUGACUAUCUGAACUUCUUAUUGAAAGGUAAAACAACUGAUUUAUUCAAGAGUCAAAAAGGCAUAAGACAGGAUGAUCCUAUCUCCCCUUUUAUAUUCAUUUUAGUUGCUAAGAUUCUUUCACUCAUGCUCAAGAAAGCUGCUUCUGAUAAUUUAAUCUCUGGUUUCAAAGUUUCUCAAAAUGGAACCACAAUAAGUCACUUACAAUUUGCAGAUGAUCUUGUGGUUUUUCUCAAUGAUGAUGAGUUGCAGGUUCAAAAUUUGAAGCAUAUUUUGACUGUGUUUGAGAUGAUUUCUGGUCUAAAAGUAAAUUAUAGGAAGAGCACUAUGGUAGGCCUAGGCCAGUUGCAUAAUGGAGAAGUUUUUGCUGAUUCUUUUGGAUGUUCAAGUUCUCAAUUACCAAUGAAUUAUCUUGAGUUUGUUAAGGAAGGUACAUUGCUUACUGUGAGAAAUGGUAACAACAUUCAUUUUUGGGAGGAUGUAUGGGAUAAUGAGAUUUUGGAUGUAGCAAAUCUCUUGCAGGUGAUUGGUGAACCUCCACAGAAUGCUGGUGAAGAUGUUAGAGUCUGGAGAUAUGGGGAUACUUUUUCAGUAGCUAAUCCUUAUACUACUUUGGAAGAGGGGGGCCUUUUGAGAUUUCCAGAUAAACAAUUAUGGAACUCCACGGUGCCACUGAAGGUGUCAUUUUUAGUGUGGAAUUUAUGUUACAAAGGUGCUCCAACUUUGGACAUGUUGUUCAGAGCUGGUUUAGUGAAGGAUACAAACUGUUUGUUUUGCAAUCAUUUUGCUGAAACAAAUGAUCACCUGUUUCUUCAUUGUACUUCAGUUGCUAGCAUCUGGUCCUAUUUUCUACACAGUUUUUGUGUUGGCUGGGCUCUAGCAGGUGAUGUGAGGAUGAAUUUAUGGGAAUGGGGGGCAAAGAAAAAUUCUUCAAGAUUAAAAGAGAUUUGGAGCUUAUUAUCGUUUGCAAUAUGGUGGACUAUUUGGAAGGAGCGUAACAACCGUCUCUACAACAAUCAUUCUAGAAAUAUUAACCAAUUAAUAAUUGCAGUUAAAUGCUUGUUGUAUUCUUGGGCUGUAAAAUCUGACAUUUUUUCAGGCUUUUCACUUUCUACACUCAUUUGUAACUGGGAUGCAGUGAUUCACUGA